GGUUUAUAGUAGCCCCCUGCCUUGCUUCCCAGGUGUUUUUCAGUGCUGAUUUUCCCUGGGUUUUUUUUUGCAGGUGGGAUUUGAUGAUGUGUUUAGAAGCAGGGAGAGGGUUUGCACUGAUGUUUGUGUUCUGCAUGUGACAGGCAAUCCGGAUCAUCCAGGCUGUCCUGGAGAAGUAUGGCACCUAUGAGAGCUUUGAGGUGGCCACGGGUGGCAGGCUGCUGAGCAAGUGCCAGAUCUGGUCCGUGAUCCGAAAGUACAUGCAGAAGGAAGGCUGCGUGGGAGAGGUGGUGGUGCAGCUCACAGAUGACCUCCUGUCCCAGGCAGUGAUGAUGGUGGAGGACAGCCGACCAACACUGGCCAUCAACCUGGCUGGAGCCCGGCAGCACUGGCUGGAGGGGAUGCUGCGCCACGAGAUCGGCACCCACUACAUCCGGGGGUGAACAACACCCGUCAGCCCCUGGCACAGCUCCGAGGGUCGGAAGCAGUACAGCCUGAAGCCCGCCAACCCCACGGAGGAAGGCUUGGCCAGCCUGCACAGCGUCCUGUUCCGCAAGCAGCCCUUCCUCUGGAGGGCAGCCCUGCUCUACUACACCAUCGAGAGAGCCAGCCACCUCUCCUUCUCCGCCCUUUUCCAGGACCUGGAGCAGUACGUCCAGGAUGCCGGGAUCCGGUGGGAAUACUGCGUGCGGGCCAAGCGGGGACAGACAGACACCUCCCAGCCAGGCUGUUUCAGUAAGGACCAGGUCUAUCUGGACGGCAUCCUCCGCAUCCUGCGCCAUCGGCAGAGCAUCGACUUCCCUCUGCUGGCUGCGCUUGGAAAGGUCUCCUAUGAAGAUGUGAAUCGGCUGAAGGAAUUCGGGGUGCUGGAGAAGACCCGCAUCCCCCAUUUCAUGCAGGACCUGGGACGGUACAUGAAGCAGCUGGACCACAUCCUCAUCACCAACGGCCUGAACGAGGAGGAGCUGGAGCAGCUGCUGCCUGACUGAGGGACACUGCACCCCGAGGGCAGCACUGCUGCCACUUCUUGGAGAUUCCUGAGGAUGGAGCCUGGAGGGCAGAGCCCGGGCCCCUCCUGUGCAUGUACAGCUGGGCAGAGCAGCGUGGCCAAGCAGGCUGGGGGGGGACAGUAUCCAUGUGUCCUGUCCCCACUGUCCCCUGAGCAUUUGGGGACAGUUUGGUGGGGCUUUGGGGAAGCCAGAGAAAAGGGUUCAGUGGAGUAGCAGAGCUGUUGUAGGUCCCCAGAGGUGCAGGAGGCCGUGCUGGGGUGAUUGCAAUGCAGGGUGGUCCCAGCAGUGGGGGCAAUGGUUGGAGCUGGAGGCUCCAGGCUGUGCCUGACAGGGAGUGAAGGCUGUCCCACACCCCCCCAUCACCCCACAUCUCCAGUUCCCACUCCCUGCCCCUUCCCUCACACCACCCACCAGCAGCAGGAAGGACUUCAGUCCCCCACAUACCAAUUUCUACUCUCCCCCUGAGACUGCUCUGCACCCCAACUUCCCCUGAGGCACAGGAAGACUCAAGGUGGGGGGGGGGAUCAGGCUUGAUGCUAGGAAAACAUGUAAUAAAAAUGAUGUCA
Molecule: messenger RNA, 1576 nt
Organism: Calypte anna (Anna's hummingbird)
Lineage: Eukaryota; Metazoa; Chordata; Aves; Apodiformes; Trochilidae
Source: RefSeq, a predicted model, not a curated record